This is a messenger RNA of Carlito syrichta (Philippine tarsier), 627 nucleotides long. RefSeq names its product WD repeat-containing protein 70-like. The record is from RefSeq and is a predicted model, not a curated record. Gene Ontology annotation, cellular component: site of double-strand break; nucleus. The transcript has 6 exons. Gene Ontology annotation, biological process: regulation of DNA double-strand break processing. Gene Ontology annotation, molecular function: protein binding. The annotation marks the transcript as partial. NCBI's taxonomy places the organism in Eukaryota, Metazoa, Chordata, Mammalia, Primates, Tarsiidae.
AUGCUGUUGAAAGAUCAGAAUCCUGUCCAAAGAAUUCCUGACUCACAUGAGAUAACACUGAAGCAUGGCACUAAAACAGUGUCUGCUUUGGGUCUGGAUCCCUCAGGUGCCCGUUUGGUGACUGGAGGAUAUGACUAUGAUGUUAAGUUUUGGGAUUUUGCUGGAAUGGAUGCUUCUUUUAAGGCAUUUCGAUCCCUUCAGCCCUGUGAGUGCCAUCAGAUCAAGUCAUUACAGUAUAGUAACACAGGGGACAUGAUUCUUGUUGUAUCUGGAAGCUCUCAGGCCAAGGUGAUCGACAGAGAUGGUUUUGAAGUAAUGGAAUGUAUAAAGGGAGAUCAGUAUAUUGUGGAUAUGGCCAACACCAAGGGUCACACAGCAAUGCUUCAUACUGGUUCAUGGCAUCCCAAAAUAAAGGGAGAAUUUAUGACUUGCUCAAAUGAUGCAACUGUGAGAACGUGGGAAGUUGAAAAUCCAAAGAAGCAAAAAAGUGUGUUUAAACCACGGACGAUGCAGGGUAAAAAAGUCAUCCCCACUACAUGCACAUAUAGUAGAGAUGGAAACCUCAUAGCAGCUGCCUGCCAGAAUGGAAGCAUUCAGAUCUGGGACCGAAAUUUAACUGUAAGUCAA